Molecule: messenger RNA, 177 nt
Organism: Dentiscutata erythropus
Lineage: Eukaryota; Fungi; Glomeromycota; Glomeromycetes; Diversisporales; Gigasporaceae
Source: the annotation of a GenBank genome assembly
AUGAAAAAAAGUAAGAAACUACAAAAUAUCAAUACCAAUAGUGAAGCAAAGACGGAAAUCUACAAGCAACAAUGCAUACAAGCAACUACCUAUGACAAUGACACUUAUGACACCUAUGAGUACGACAUUUACAAGCAACAACUCCUACGAUGGAUAUUUAUAAGCAAUGACAAGUGA